Messenger RNA from Setaria italica (foxtail millet), 924 nucleotides. RefSeq names its product protein NSP-INTERACTING KINASE 3-like. Bases 280 to 774 code for a protein of 164 amino acids. The record is from RefSeq and is a predicted model, not a curated record. The transcript is spliced from 6 exons. Gene Ontology annotation, molecular function: protein binding. NCBI's taxonomy places the organism in Eukaryota, Viridiplantae, Streptophyta, Magnoliopsida, Poales, Poaceae.
GGUGGUGGCGGGUGGCGUUAAUUGCCGGCCUGCUCGGCCUGAUCGAGCCGUCGUCGUCCCGCGGCGAUCUCCCCGACCUCUGGACCUACGCCUCCGAGCCGUACCCGUCUUGGGUCGAAGAUGAAAGUACGAAACACGCACUCUUCCUUCUUUUUCAAAAUCUUGCUGCUGCUCUGAAAGAUCAGCUCCACCAGACGUGGCGGCGCUGUUGGCCAUCAAGGCGGAGCUCAAAGACCCCGACAACGUCCUCCAUAACUGGUUCAUCCACGCCGACAACCCAUGCCCCUGCCACUGGAAGGGCGUCGUGUGCACCGAGGACGCCCACGUCUCCCAUCUGGAGCUAUGGAACAAACGCUUGUCUGGGACAUUGUCGCCCAGGAUCGGGACCUCACCAGCCUGCAGACCUUGGUAUUGCAGGCCAAUACCAUUUCCGGGCCUAUUCCUGACAGCAUAGGGAGGCUUAGGAUGCUAGAAAUCCUUGACAUGUCAAGCAACAAACUCAAUGGGACUAUCCCAAGUUCGCUCGGAAAUCUCAAAAACCUCAACAAUCUAGCAUUGCAGAACAACGUCAUUUCCGGCCAUAUUCCUCAUAGCGUAGGAAGGCUUGUGAUGCUAGAUACCCUUGACAUGUCAAACAACAGGCUCACUGGGACCAUCCUAAGUUCAUUUGGACAUCUCAAGAACCUCAACUAUCUAGGAUUGCAGAACAACGCCAUUUGCAACAAGACUACAAGCUUCAUCAUAUCGAUGCUGUUUCUGUCCUGGAUCACUUGAUGGAUGCGUUUCUGGUUCUUAAUAUAUGUUUUGUGAGGAUCUCAACGAAUUUUAAGUAGGACGUCGGAUCUUCAGCUUUGUCCAGCUGGGAAUCAGGAUCUGUUUACUGAAUCUGCUUGUGCCUGUAAACACAAUGGAAAUAUGAGAGGU